This is a messenger RNA of Conger conger (European conger), 2815 nucleotides long. Its product is annotated as dehydrogenase/reductase SDR family member 13-like. NCBI's taxonomy places the organism in Eukaryota, Metazoa, Chordata, Actinopteri, Anguilliformes, Congridae. The coding region runs from base 7 to 1047 and encodes 346 amino acids. The transcript is spliced from 4 exons. The record is from RefSeq and is a predicted model, not a curated record.
GCUAGCAUGUAUACCGGUCUGCUUAUCGCAGGAGGAGUUGUAGCGAUUUAUUUAAUCGUGUACAAUACUUCGAUGAAACUACGAAGGUGUAAGAGCUCGGCUACAUUGCACGGGAAGACUGCGAUCGUAACGGGGGCCAACACAGGCAUUGGGAAGACCACAGCCCUGGACUUGGCCAAAAGAGGGGCAAGGGUCAUCCUGGCCUGCCGAAAUCAGCAGAGAGCAGAAGCUGCUGUCCGUGACAUUAAGAGGGUGAGAAAUCCAUUUUUCAGCCUUUUUUUAGUUACUGAGCCCAGGUACAUUUGCCAUUCUCUAAGUUCCACCCCUGUUCUUCAGGAAAGUGGGAAUGAUGAGGUGGUGUACAUGAAUCUGGACCUGGGGAGCCUGCAGUCUGUGCGCUCCUUCACUGAGACCUUCCUAAAGACAGAACCAAGACUGGACCUGCUCAUCAACAAUGCAGGUAUCUUCCUGCAAGGAAAGACAGAGGAUGGCUUUGGUAUGAUCUUUGGUGUCAAUCACCUUGGUCACUUCCUGUUAACUCUUUUGCUGUUGGAGCGUCUGAAGGAGUCUGGCUCAAGCAGAGUGGUAAAUGUGUCCUCCAGUGCUCACAUUUAUGGAGCCAUUGAUUUCAACUGCCUGAGCACCCACAAAGAGCUUGGUGUGGGAGACACUGCCUUUCAGGUCUUUCAAUUGUACAGCCACAGCAAGCUGUGCAAUGUGCUCUUUACUCAUGAGUUGGCCAAGAGACUGCAAGGAACCAGUGUCACCUGCUACAGCCUGCAUCCAGGAGUGGUCAGAACGGGCAUAACUCGUUAUAGUAGUAUAUGGUGGCAGAUCCUCCUCAUUCCAGGAGCCUUGCUGUUCUGCGUAGAUGCAGAUUCUGGAGCCCAGACCACUCUGCACUGUGCCCUCCAGGAGGGCAUUGAGCCGCUGAGUGGGUGUUACUUCUCCGACUGUGCCGUGGUGGAUCUUCUCCCCAAGGCCAAGGAUGAUGCAGUGGCCAGAAAGCUGUGGGAAGUGAGUGAGAGACUGAGCGGCCUGUGCUGAGACUGCCUUUCUGCACUCCUGAAAAACAAGGAUUGGAAAAUGCAUUUUCUACCCAAGAGUGCUUCAUGAGUUUGGCAAGAUUUUAUGUCAGGGGUCUACAACCACCCUGGUCACAGUUGCAGAGUGUUCUGGUUUUUGCUGGCCCACACAAACUGCUGUUUUUCGGAGCUGUUUGUAAAACGAUUUCCCACGUGACAUGCAUAAUUAUCAGAUGACAUUGCCAAAUAUUAACACAGAGCUGUCCACAGGACGUGGAGGGGGAGGGGAAUUGGUCGAGUUUGGGACAAUUCAAAAAACCAAUGUGCCUGCUCUUUGUGAAUGUUUUUUUGGCAUUUUAGAUACAAAAACCAGGAGGAGAAUGCAGUGUGCAUUAAUGUUCUGCAGUGGGUUGGUAGCAUUUUUCUCCUGGAUUAGUUAAGUAUCAUUUGUUUGUGCUGUUUCUAAUUAAGUUUAAUUGUCAUUAUAGUGUUCUGCUGUUUGUUUGUUUGUUUGUUUGUUUGUUUGUUAGUUAGUGCAAGUGGUGUUUAUUUUGAUUACAGUGAAACUGGGUUGUGUGUUUGUUUCUCUCAGGUGAGCUAGGCUAUUAAGUUUGCCUAUUGUUUUCACUGGUUGGCAGGCCACAGCUUUUGUUGUAAGAGGAGCCAAUAGUUUGCACCCUGCUCAGGGUAUAAUUACUGGCACAGCUGAACUCACUUCAGUGUGCAUUAGUGUUCUGCAGUGGGUUGGUAGCAUUUUCUCCUGGAUUAGUUAAGUAUCAUUUGUUUGUGCUGUUUCAAAUUAAGUUUAGUUGUCAUUAUAGUGUUCUGCUGUUUAUUUGUUUGUUUGUUAGUUAGUGCAAGUUAGUUAGAUUUCAUUUCAUAUGUAUUUUCCUAGUUAUGGAUGUGAUGCUUUGACUUGUGGAAGAACCUAUGCAUUUGUAAAUCGCUUUGGAUUAAAAGUGUCUGCCAAAUGACUAAAAUGUAAAUGUAAAAAAAUGAUGCAUGUGGGCCAUUAAUCGAGUUGAUUGCACUAUUCGCUUAUCUUACCUAGUUUCCUGGGGCUUGAUAUUUUGCUGAUGGUAAAAACAAAACAUGCAGACCCCAUGGCCAUCCAGGACCAGGGUUGCAGGCCCCUGCCUAAGCAGAAUAUGUUUUUUAAAAAAAGAAAAAAAAUUGUGUAAUUGUGAUUAACAUGCUAAACGCACAUUGUCUUACCAAAUUAAAAUGUACAUGGAAAUUAGGCUGUUGCUAUACCUAGGUAAGACUGUAUUUGUCCUAUUUGGUUCCUAGAAUAGGUUAGGCAAGGAGACCGAACUUGCCAUAACAACUGGAUGGCUAUCUGUUACAUCUAAACCCUCUGUUAAGUAUCUAUGUAUCCGAAUUUGGCUUCCUCCAUGGUCCGCUCCGUCUUUGACUGAGCACAACACGAAAGUAUCACUUACAGAAGGCAUACUUAGCUAAGAAAGUUUUGGGAAACACCCUGAAACGUUAAGGUACAGCUUAAGUUAUAAUUUAAGAACAACGUCCUUAAGAAAGCUUCAGGAAACACAGCCCAGAGUAGUACUGGGCCUUGACCAUAGAAGCCAUGUGGGGAGGGCUCAUUUAUACAGCUUCAGUGGAUUAGUCAAUUAGUAUGUGUAUUUUUAUUUUAAAUGUUAUUAUUCAUAAUUUGUCUAAUAUCAUUUCCAAUGCACAUAACACACUCACUCACUGAUGUACUGUAAGUUUAUUUAAAGUCCACCUUUAAUGCUUAAAUCAUCAAACACCUGUUUCCACUUUUUCAUUUUAUU